AUUUAUUUGUGUGUCCUGGGGCCCCUUCAAGAGUGCCCGAGCCAAUGCUUUCUUUUUUGUCGCUGUGCUGCCAGCCGCCUGCACGAUGGAAGCAACGGCGCCCGGAGUUCUGUCUGACAGAAGGCGCCCGAGAGGUAUCAGGAAUUCUGCUCUUGCCUGCAGAGGGUCGCGCGACUUACCGCGAACACAGUUUGCUUGCCUGGGAAGGCAGCAUGAGUGCACGGCGGCAGCUUCGCGUGCAGUGCUUACAUAUGUGCCGCUGUGGCCGCAUUGCACUGUUGUGCAGCCGGCACCACGGACCCCGCGGCACGAAUUCCUGUCGCACACCUAGAGCCUCCAGUUCCAGGCGCGCCGCUCGGAGAGAGGUGCCGCGUGCCGCGGAAGUCCUUCGGCACGCUCGGUGGCCGAGUGCGCUCGAGCUCGGCAUUGAUCGUCCCGCUGUUCUGCCAGUUGGCGCCCGAGAUCUGCUCAGAGGGGCACUCGGGAUUUUGUCGCAAGUGCUGUUUUUGGGCAUCAGCACGCGAGAGUCGCCGCCGCCUCUGUCUGCCGGGCUCUCCGGGACCGCCUCCUGCCGCGUCGGCGCCGCGGGGCCGGCGGGCCGGCGGAUCGUCGAGCUGGCUGGCCUCGCGAAGGCCCCCGAGCUCAACGGCCGCCGCGGGGUGCUGACUGGGCUGCCCGACGCUGGCGGCCGCUGGGAGGUGGCGCUCUUCGCCCAGGCGGAGCAGAAGACACGGCGGCUGUCCGUCACGCAGGACCGCCUCGCCACCCCGCCGGGCGCGGCCCCGGCCGGCUCCGUGCGCCUGCGCCUGCGGAACGUCCCCGCGGAGUACGACGCCGCCCUGCUGAAGGAGGAGCUCGAGGACGAGUGCUUUAUGGAGGGCGAGCACUUUGUUGGUCUGCUCUUCGACGAGGUCCGGCGCUUCGGGUACCUGACGGCGGCCUGCGAGCGCGUCGCUCUGCAGCUGAUCGGGCAGUUCGACGCCAAGGCCGUCGCUCGCCAGUCUUUCCUCCAGGCCUCGCGCCACUGUGCUAGCAGCCACACACUGGCUCACCUGACUCUGUCACCCCCUCUCGUUCUCUCCCUCUUUCUUCCUGCCCUUGCUCGUCAGUUCUGCCGUGUCGUGCCGCCUCACCUUUCACAGAUCUCCCACCAGCCGGCUGCCCCAGGCUUUGCCUGGGGCCGCCUGGCUGGCUAGUUUGCUCACCCGCCCCAAGCAUCGACCGCUGCUGGUGGGGGGAUGGCCGCUCCUGGC
Molecule: messenger RNA, 1253 nt
Organism: Prorocentrum cordatum
Lineage: Eukaryota; Dinophyceae; Prorocentrales; Prorocentraceae
Source: the annotation of a GenBank genome assembly